Molecule: messenger RNA, 1522 nt
Organism: Cyprinus carpio (common carp)
Lineage: Eukaryota; Metazoa; Chordata; Actinopteri; Cypriniformes; Cyprinidae
Product: H-2 class I histocompatibility antigen, TLA(B) alpha chain
Exons: 7
Coding region: 86-1147 (353 amino acids)
Biological process (GO): immune response
Cellular component (GO): external side of plasma membrane
Source: RefSeq, a predicted model, not a curated record
AUAAACAUUCACUUUGAUGAAGAUCAGCUGAUAGCGGUUUUCGAAAUGUUAAGAACAAAAAGGCUCUAGGUUUUUUCUGUGUAGAAUGUUUUUGUGUUUUGUAUUAAUGUUUGUAUUAUUUGAUCGUAGCGAUGCGCAGCAAGUCGGUUCCUCAGAGAAACAUUACAUAUACUACAAAUUUACAGUCCUUUCCAAAGCAGACAUUUUCCCAGAGUUCAGUGCUGUAGCUGUUGCUGAUGACAUUCAGAUCAAACACUACAGUAAUGAAGACUGGAUAAGAUCGAUUCUGACUGAAGAUAACUGGAUCAAUGCUCCUGAAGCACCACCUGAUUCUAGAGACUGGUUCCUACAUCAGAUCAGGAUUCUGUCAAACUGCACAGACUCUCUGUGUUCUGAGCUCCAUGUUCUUCAGAGAGUAAUUGGUUGUGAACUGGAGAAACUUUCUGAUGGAUCAGUGAAUCUGAGAGCAUUUGAUGAUUAUGGAUUUGAUGGAGAGGAUUUUAUGGCCUUUAAUUCUGACACACUGCAGUGGAUUGAGAAAAACCCCAAAGCUAAAGAAACCAAAAUGAAAUGGGAUCAGCAAACAGUACACAAUGAACUCCUGAAGGAUUACCUCAAGACCUGCACUGACUGGAUCUCCACAUUUAACAACACAGAAAAUCGUAAACCAGACGUUCACACCACUUUGAGAAAAGAUCCUAAUGAUCAAAAUAAGCAGGUUUUGACCUGUCUGACCACUGGCUUUUACCCCAGAGAUAUUGAGAUGGACAUUAGGUUUAACAAAACUGCCCUUGAAGAUCAGAUCUCUUCUGGAAUCAGACCAAAUGAUGAUGGAUCCUUUCAGAUGAGAUCCAGUGUGGAGAUCGACAGAAAUCAUGAAGGGAUAUAUGACUGUUUUGUCAUUCACAGGAGCCUGACAGAACCAGUUUCAGCAGGAUGGAUGGAAAAAUGCACUGACUGUGAAGAAUCCAAAUGGCCUGAUAAAAAAGUAGCAGCAGCAGUAGUAGUAGUAGUAGUACUUCUAGCUGUACUUCUGAUUGUUUUGCAGCGCUACAAAAGGAGAAGGUCAGAUGGAAAUAACACUGUGACAACAGAAAUAUAUGAUCAUCUUCAGACGCAGGAGAAUGUACACAGGAAUGGCCAGUAGCGGUUUAGGCACGGGCGAACCGGGCAGCCGCCCGGGGCGUAAUUUUUCGUGACACAUUGGGGGCGGCAGCACGAGCAAAUAAAAAUAAGACAUAAAAAAAAAAAAAUCCUCUUCGUCGCGAUGUUGUGCCGAAUUCUUCACCCCUGCCAGAUUCUGCAUCCCCUCGUUGAAGUCGCUACCUGAUUGCCUAAUCCCAACCCCACCCUAAUCCUAACCCCUCCCCCACACCUACUCCUAAACCUACCAAUACCAGGGGGUGCAUAAUCUGGCAGGGUGCAAAUUUCGGCAGUACACCGGCGCCCCUGCUUGCUGAAAAUGUACCAUGCACAGAAGCUGUGUGUUGUGAGAGAAGUGUAAAAGGGGGUGGGGCGAGAG